AUGGCGACAGCUUCACCAACCCCAAUGGGGUCGAGUCAAUUUGCAGCUAUCCGAAGACCUGCCUCACGAAAUGCAUAUAAACCAGCUCCUACCCGAACGUCUUCUACCAGGCCAGAUGCAGAAUCAGCCCGACACUAUUCGCUCAACGACAGCUCAGACGACGAAAUUCCAAUGCCGAUGAAAUUGAGUGCCCUCACAAAAGCUUUACUAGAUGACGAGGCCUCAGUCGUUGAAACUCCAAUCGCUGCUCGUAUGACACCAGAGGCUCCUCAAAAAUCACAGACAAGAGUGGAAAGUGCAGGUAUUUUGGGGUCAUCUACCAGGGGGAAGCAAUCGCCGCUUGGAAGCCGUGAAAACAGCCCUACCUAUCCGCGAAGAGUUGUGCGAGUGAGUGGUACGCCUGGCUCUACAUCGCUACGAAGAGGUCCUUCAUUAUCUAGUGCGGUUCAGAAGCACAAUGAACAGCAAGCGGCACUAAAAACGGAAGGGGGCGCAUUAGACCUGAGCACCCCCGCACCAGUACCCAGGACCGUACGAGUAUCUAUUGGUAGAUCUUCAAUUGGUUCUUCCGGAAGACCUUCUGGUAGAUCAGAAUCACCACAACAGGAAAAUGAGUACGAGAAUGAAGGGCCAUAUGAAUAUCCUUCAACAGUUACAAGGUCACAUCUAGCUGUGAGCCAGGGAAGUGUAUCGAGAUACAACCCCUCUGCCGCGGGUCGUUCGAGGUAUGGCGAAGAAAUAGGAUUGCAAAGUUCCAUGAGAGUCAAGAGAGGUGCAGUUCCCAAAGUUUUUGGAACAUUCAUGAGAGGCCCGGCUCGGAGAGGACGACCACGGAUAUCUCAGUCAGAUGAAGAACAAAGCCCAAUGGAGGAGAACGCAAACAGCAACGAAGUUGGAUCUAACCAAGAACCUCAAAGUCAAGAAUCGCAAUAUGAGGAACAAGAAAGCCAGAAUAAAAGCCCAACACCAGAGUUGGAAGUAGCUAGGCGGGCGCCAGUCUCCUCGUACAGAGAUUACGCCUCUUCGGGUAGUCCUCCUAGCUCGAGAAACGUUUUAAAUGCAGCCCUGCGUUCCAGGUCGCCACCACCCCCCACUGUAUCUGGUUCUCGCGAAUCCGAUCCUCGCUCCGUUCCCUCUGCGUCGAAGCAACAGCCCGUGUUCAAGAUACCAGCUCCACGUCCAGGUAUUCCUGCAACUUAUGAUCAAGAAAACGACGCGCCCCCAACAUUCAGGCGAAAUAAACAGCCUUUAACCAACGCAAAUAGUGCAGAAAAACAAACUCGGCCAGAAAGCUUCGAUGUACGUGCUAAUGGGUCUCCGGAAAGACGUCCUCUGGCUGUCCGGAGUCACAAUACUCCUCGAAGACCUGCACCUCCACCACCAAAGAUGUCCGUUUUAGAGGCUGCGACCAGUACUGCUGGUGCCGCUACUACAUCGCACGCCAAUGCCAAAAGAAAUAGGCUAAAGGUCAAUGGGAAAAUAUUUACACGUUUGGAUGUUAUUGGACGUGGAGGUAGUUCAAAAGUAUACCGAGUGAUGGCAGAGAACUCAAAAAUAUUUGCAUUGAAGCGUGUUUCCUUGGAAGAUGCAGAUGAAUCGGCUAUACGUGGUUUCAAGGGUGAAAUCGACUUACUAAAGAAGCUGGGCUCUGUAGAAAGAGUAAUUCACUUAUAUGACUACGAAUUAAAUGAUGAGAGAGGAGUUCUUAGUGUGCUUAUGGAGAUGGGAGAAUUGGAUAUGAAUACGAUCCUAAAUCUACGCAUGAAAUCCGAACAAGCCAAGUUAGACGUCAACUUUGUGCGCUACUACUGGAAAGAGAUGCUUGAGUGUCUCCAAGCUGUUCACGCUUACGAUAUUGUUCAUUCUGAUUUGAAACCUCAUAACUUUGUCCUCGUCCAGGGCCGUCUCAAGCUGAUAGAUUUCGGCAUCGCCAACGCGAUCCAAACAGAAGAAACCGUGAACGUCCACCGCGAAACACAAAUCGGUACACCAAACUAUAUGUCUCCUGAAUCCCUCAUGGACUCAAAUGCUUCUGAUGGGAGGAUUCGCAGUGAACCGAAACUCAUGAAACUCGGGAAACCAUCCGAUAUAUGGAGUUUGGGCUGUAUACUUUAUCAAAUGACAUAUGGUCGUGCUCCAUUUGGUCACAUUCAAAACCAACUGCAGCGCUGUCAAGCGAUCAUAAACUUCAGCUAUGAGAUCGAAUAUCCAGCAUACGGUGUGGGCGGUGUUUUGGUUCCCAGCUCUCUGAUUCGAACACUCAAAAACUGCUUGAACCGAGAUCAGCAUAGAAGGCCAUCUGCGGAAGAACUUUUAGCGGACAACGACACAUUUCUGAACCCGUUGGAAAUCGAUAUGGAUAAGCACUUUCCUAUGACGGAAGAAUUGCUGGGCAGAAUUUUGCAAAAUGUUAUACAAAAGUGCGAAGCACUAGGGAGAGUGCCUAGUGAAGGAGAGCUCUUGACUGCGUGGCCUAAAGGCUAUUUCGCAAGUUUAAGGAAGGCCGAGAGGGGUGGAGCAUGA
Molecule: messenger RNA, 2523 nt
Organism: Botrytis byssoidea
Lineage: Eukaryota; Fungi; Ascomycota; Leotiomycetes; Helotiales; Sclerotiniaceae
Exons: 2
Coding region: 1-2523 (840 amino acids)
Biological process (GO): peptidyl-serine phosphorylation; protein localization to kinetochore; chromosome segregation
Cellular component (GO): spindle; kinetochore; nucleus
Molecular function (GO): protein serine/threonine kinase activity; protein serine/threonine/tyrosine kinase activity; ATP binding
Source: RefSeq, a predicted model, not a curated record